This is a messenger RNA of Umbelopsis ramanniana AG, 667 nucleotides long. RefSeq lists its product as uncharacterized. Lineage: Eukaryota; Fungi; Mucoromycota; Umbelopsidomycetes; Umbelopsidales; Umbelopsidaceae. Gene Ontology annotation, cellular component: transcription factor TFIIIC complex. Gene Ontology annotation, biological process: transcription by RNA polymerase III. The transcript is spliced from 4 exons. The record is from RefSeq and is a predicted model, not a curated record. Bases 59 to 523 code for a protein of 154 amino acids.
AAUUUGAAAACCAAAAAAAAAGGCCGAAGUCAGAACAGGCAGUAUUGACCAGCGGCAAAUGACCAAAACCGGAUCAGACGAGAAUGUCAUUACUGAAACCCAAUAUAUUCUUUUGGAUUUAGGGGAAAACGCUCCUGACGAUAUUGUCGAGAGUGGCGAAACCAGCGGCGGAUACUCCCUGAUAGGAUUGGAUACGCCGACACCAUAUCUGCAGCUAGGCUCAGAGAUCUAUCAAGGCGAGUUUGAUGAGACUAUUGGUAGCAAUCUGUUCUUGGAAAAGGUACCGAAGAACGAAGGCGGCUAUAUACCAAAGGCUAUCAACAAUGAGGACAGGUCGUUCAGCCUGUCUUUCGCUGGAGCAACUAGUAAAACUAUCAAAUUUCGCAAGGUGAACUUGACGAAAAAGGACGAAGGCGCUCCCAUACCUGCAGAGAAUGACGUUGAAGACCACCCAGAUACAAUGGGAGAGCCCUCGAAGAAGGAAGACAAGCACGACGAUUCUUUUGUAUAUUGGACCGCUUAAUAUCUUCAUCGAAGCUAUAAUACUGUCAACAAUGCUGUAAAUACCAACACCUUUGCUACCAAGCAAUUUCUUCAUAAAUCAUACUGCAGACCAAUUGGCAUAUGUACAUGUUUUACUAGCAUGAUGAUGUUUUUGUAUGAGACG